Pimephales promelas (fathead minnow) is the source of this 3630-nucleotide messenger RNA. RefSeq names its product heart development protein with EGF-like domains 1 (gene heg1). Gene Ontology annotation, biological process: heart development. Lineage: Eukaryota; Metazoa; Chordata; Actinopteri; Cypriniformes; Leuciscidae. The record is from RefSeq and is a predicted model, not a curated record. Gene Ontology annotation, molecular function: calcium ion binding.
AUGUUCAAUGUGUAAAGGCACUGGGGAGUAUAUUAAUUUGUAUAUUGUUAAUGCUAAAUGGGUUUUGAUUUGGACUUGAUGGGUAAAAAGAAGAACCCCACCUGAAUAUCUAAACCGAAUCGAGCACACGAGAGUGCGUUCAUCCAGGAAUGGGGAGGAAACCUCUCUCGCCUGCCCGAGGGGAGGAGUCACCCUCUGCUCCGGUUUCCCACUCUCGCUGCCUGAAAUAAAACCCUUCUAAACCUUCAUCUCCAACUUUAAAACUAUCAUAAGGAAUUUACUAACGGGAAACUGUUAAAAGGACUCACUUUCCGAUGGUGACCCGGACCACUUUUGCGUUUUAUUUAGUAGGAAUUCUUUAUGAUGGAAACGUGUGUGGCGAGAAGCGCUCUCCGUGUGGUUUUCACGGUCUUUAUACUUGUCCUAAAUACUGUGAUUGCCGAAACUUUCUCUACAGACACGGACACCGAUAACCCGUUGAGUACCGAAACUUAUUUUACCCGAACAACUGGUUUAAAACAAACGUCCCCCUGGUCGGGAAGAGAGGCCACUGCUACCGCUGUGGAUCUACCGAGUGGACCGGAGGAGAUGACGGAUAUUCCCGCCAGUGUGUCCAUCACAGGGACGCGAGCGGGACAUUCAGAAAAACCUUUACUUAUCUCUACAAACACAGCAGCCCAGGCAGAUGAGUCCACUCAACAUCUGCGGUCUGACAAAGAGCUUACCCAUAACUCCACAGCCCAAUGGGAGGGUUCGUCAAUAGCAUCGCACAGCGUCACCAACCACCAGCCCGUGACAGAGACCCGAACAGUGCGAGAUGCGGACACCACCGACUCUUUCUCUCACACUGAUAUCACUUUCACUUCCACCACCAACCGAGUCGGAGAACGCACUCUGCUUUCGGUGAUCUCCAACAGCACCCCUGCUUACACGGAAGACUUCAACUCCUCUGUUGCUGGGAGCUUGGAGCAGAGGACAUCAGGAGUCACCCAAGACAAGGAGGAAACAGUGGAUGUAUCUACAGUGUCUGAUAAGACUGAGCCCACUUUUGAAGAUCAUAAUACCACCAAAGCAACUCAAAGCCACUCUUUGGAGACCGAACGGCCAACGUUGUCCCAAGGCACUGAGUCACAGACGGGACAACCUAGUGUCACAGGACAGACCUUUGAGCAAGUGUCUGAUAAUGACAAUCCAAAUUCAACAACCCCACUCACGGUGAUCAAUCGAGAUGCAGAGGAAACGGAUGUCACAUCGGUAAGCAGUGGGACGUCUCAUACGGAAACCGGUGACUCUGUUUCAUCUAUCCCACCCUUUACCUCCGGCGAACACACCAAUGCCACUAGCACAUCCCAACAGAGCCGCGAUUCCACAGUAUCUUAUUCAGUGGACACUGGUGCUUCCACUGAGUUUUCAACCAGAUCUGUCAGCUCCACUGGCCGUGGGGAACCCGACGGGUCUCCGACCCAUACAGUGGAGGAGACAACCAUUCGGGACCUGACUACUGCACCCCCAGUGCUUGAAGACGUAGCCACCACAGUUGAUUUCCUUUCUAGCCAACCGCCCUUCAUCUCCAAAACCGAUGAUCAGACAAACACGGAAGAGGUGUCAACAUCUGCCACACCAACAACUCAGAGGACACAGGUUACAGAGGAAGCCACAUCUACCGUCUACAGUUCUACCAACACAUUCACUACCAUGCCUCCUCCCGUCACCACUCGUCCGCUUCAACCAAGCACCACACAGCAAGCGCAAUCAGAACACACUACCAUUGUUACCACUGAAAUCGUUCAGGUGCUGCGGACGACACCCUCCACAACCUGGCUCCCGCCCACCUCCACUGUUAGUGUACCACGCACACCCAGCACGUCUGAUUCUGAUGACGUCACCACCUUGCAUAUAGAAACUAGCACGGCCACACCAGGGAACACCACUGCUCAUGGUGGACGUGCAACUACCCCUUACAGCAAAAGCACCCCGACCAGGACCACUGUGGUGGCAACCACCAGGAAUCAAACGGACAGGAGCACCACAGAGAUGGGAACCACAACCAUGCAGAUGCCAACAGCGUCAACAGGUCAUGUGUGUGAGCCUAACACCUGUGCAAAUGGAGGCCACUGUGUUCGAUCAGCCGAGGGAAGUUACCACUGUCAAUGUCUCCCUGCGUGGACCGGACCCUUCUGCACUAAAGAUGUGGAUGAGUGUGUGAAUAGUCCGUGCCCCCAGGGUUCAGUGUGUGUCAACAAAAGUGGCUCUUUCAGUUGUAAAUGUGCCCUGGGCUUUGACCUGGAGGAUGGCCGCAGUUGUACGCAAGUGAAGACAUUUUUGGGCAACUUCACCGUCAACAACUCCAUGCAACUGGGAAGUUCAGGUCUUCAUGAGCUCCACAGAGAGAUCCUACAACUGCUCAAUGCCUCUCUCUCCACCUUCCAUGGUUACAGACGCUCCACUUUAGAAAACAUAGAUGGAGAAGGUGUGCAGAUCUCAGUGGUGAGCAUGUUUUCACUCUCCUCCAAUGUGACCAGCUCGGAUGUCAACAACAGCAUCCAGAUGUCCCUGAGCAACUGCAGCCGGACGUACUCACUCUGUACCAUUAAGCUUCAGCACCAGCUCUCAUAUCACGUGGGGAGCCUGUGCUCGGCUCAGAAGACGUGUGAUUUGCAGUACUCCGUGUGCACAGACACUAGCGGGGUCCCAUACUGUCAGUGCCACCCAGGGUACUUUAAAAAGAACCCAGGGGACAUGACCUGCAGAGAUUGUGGAGAUGGACUCAAGCUUGUUAAUGGCAACUGUGUAGAGUGCAUGUUUGGAUUUGGAGGUUUCAACUGCAAUAAUUUCUAUAAGCUGAUAGCCGUGGUGGUCUCUCCUGCUGGAGGCGCUCUUCUAUUGAUUGUCGUCAUUGCUCUUAUAGUCACCUGCUGCAAAAAAGACAAAAACGACAUCAACAAAAUCAUCUUCAAAAGUGGAGACCUUCAGAUGUCGCCCUACGCAGAGUUUCCUAAGAGUAAUCGUGUGUCAAUGGAGUGGGGCCGAGAGACUAUUGAGAUGCAGGAGAACGGCAGCACCAAAAAUCUCCUGCAAAUGACAGACAUUUAUUACUCGCCUGCACUGAGGAAUGCUGACCUGGAGCGCAAUGGUCUGUAUCCGUUCUCCGGCCUCCCCGGUUCAAGGCAUUCCUGUAUCUACCCAGCGACGUGGAACCCUUCCUUCAUAAGCGAUGAUUCACGGCGAAGGGACUACUUCUGACGGCCUUAGCCAAAAGGCGUGCAAUUUUUAAUGGUGCAUAAGCUCUUUUGCCGUGGUUGGACCUGUUGGAAAUCCUGGAGCUGAAUACUGACCACUAAAGGCCUUUGAAUGUGAAAAUGAGCUGGCAGGAAAAGACCAUUAUCUGUGAGACUGAGAGAAAGCCACAGAGCCCUGUCAGGUCAAUUUAGCAUUUAAACACAGUGCCACAAUAAGGUUUUAGUUUCUGGUGAUGAGCUGAUGUUCUCAGCUCUCCUCAGAGUGUUUAUUCUUAAGUGGAUUCAGUGAAUUUAAACUAGACAAAUGAAGAAAAACACAUAAGAUGCCUUAAGUACAGUAGAACUUUUAUAUCAUAAAAGUUUGCACUAUGAACUUGUCACACAGAUAUUA